UUGUUUCAUUAAUUCAGUGAACAUUCCAAAUCUCUCUUUGUUUUAUUUUGUUCUCUUUAAUCUCCUUAAUCUUUAAGAGAGAAGACAAAUAGACAUGGAGAAUGGUCAGGAUCAGGAUAAACAAUCAUCAAGAUCUAAGAAACGUAUAACCAUUCAUGACUAUGUUCAGUCGGGGGAUGUUGAUGGGUUUCAGAAGCUACUUCAGGAGAAUCCAUCUCUUCUCAACGAAAGAAAUGCAAUUAUGUUGGAGACACCCCUUCAUCUUUCUGCUGGUAACAACAAGACAGAAAUACUGAAAUUUCUGCUUGAAUGGAAAGGAGAUGAUAAAAUUGACUUGGAAGCGAAAACUAUGUGUGGAGAAACUCCAUUGCAUUUAGCAGCCAAGAAUGGGUGCAAUGAAGCUGCACGAUUACUUGUUGCUCAUGGUGCUCUUGUUGAAGCUGAAAAUAUUUGUGGAGAAACUCCAUUGCAUUUAGCGGCCAAGCAUGGGUGCAGUGAAGCUGCACGAUUACUUCUUGGUCAUGGUGCUCUUGCUGAAGCUGAAACUGAGUAUGGAGCGACACCGCUAAAACUUUCGGUUUUGCACUCAAUUCGAACUGAAGACUGUUCAAUUGUCAAGACAUUGCUCGAGAAUAAUGCUGAUUAUAAUGCGAAAGAUGAUGAGGGCAUGACUGUUCUAGAUCAUCUUUCAAAAAUCCAAGAAAGUGGAAAGUUGCAUGAUGUAUUUCUCUCUCAUCAAGAAGAGCAACGAAAGAAAAAGGUACUUGAAGCAUGCAGCAAGGAAAAAGAAACGAUGGAUGCCCUUGAUAAAGAGCUAUCAAAUAUUGUGGGUCUGGAUGAACUCAAGACGCAACUUCGGAAAUGGGCAAAGAGCUUUCUUGUGGAUGAGAGGCGCAAGGCCCUUGGACUGAUAGUUGGCACUGAAAGACCUCCUCACAUGAUAUUUCUAGGAAAUCCUGGAACAGGUAAGACAAUGGUGGCUCGAAUCCUUGGAAGACUUCUCCAUAGCGUGGGAAUUUUGCAUACCUCUAAUGUAAAAGAAGUUCAAAGGGCAGAUUUAGUUGGUGAACAUAUUGGUCACACUGGACCAAAGACCAGGGAAAAGAUCAAAGAAGCUGAGGGAGGUAUUCUUUUUGUGGAUGAAGCAUAUCGACUAAUCCCGGGGCAGAGAUGUGAUCGUGACUUUGGGUUAGAGGCCUUAGAAGAGAUCAUGUCUUGUAUGGAAAGUGGAAAAGUUUUAGUCAUAUUUGCUGGCUACAAUGAACCAAUGCAACGUGUAAUAUCUUCUAAUGAAGGUUUUAGCAGAAGGGCUACCAACAUUUUUAAGUUUAAAGAUUUGAGCUGUGAAGAAUUAGCUAAUCUUCUCCAUAUCAAGAUGAGUAAUCAAGCAGAGGAUGACUUGUUAUAUGGGUUCAAAUUACAUUCUUCUUGUAGUGAAAAUGCCAUUGCAGAGCUAAUACAGAAAGAGACAACAGAAGUGCAGCGUAGGAAAAUGAAUGGAGGUCUAGUGGAUAUAAUGCUAAAUAAUGCUAAGGGGAAUUUGGAUUUUAGGAUAACUGAUGAUUGUGUAGAGAGUGAUGAAUUGUUUACGAUCAAAUUAGAGGAUUUUGAAGCAGCUUUGAGAUUGUUACCCAAAUAGCAUCACUAUUAGCGUUUGAAUGUGAUGUAUAAGUUUUUUGGGUUUAUGCGUUGAACUUUUAAUUUUUAUUUGCAGUAACAAUUUUAUGUAUUAGGGAUGAUAAAAAUCUCAACUCUUUUUUGGUCUAGUACUAUUUUACUUUUUCUUUGGCUAUUUUAA
Messenger RNA from Pistacia vera, 1798 nucleotides. RefSeq names its product ribulose bisphosphate carboxylase/oxygenase activase, chloroplastic-like. Gene Ontology annotation, molecular function: protein binding; ATP binding; ATP hydrolysis activity. The transcript has 9 exons. NCBI's taxonomy places the organism in Eukaryota, Viridiplantae, Streptophyta, Magnoliopsida, Sapindales, Anacardiaceae. The coding region runs from base 95 to 1639 and encodes 514 amino acids. The record is from RefSeq and is a predicted model, not a curated record.